AAUUUGUGUGUUGUGGCGGUUGAGGGCAUUAUGGAAAGUGAUACAAGCAAAGACCGUGUAAAUUCAGUCGUAGAAACAUACCAUAAUAUACCACGAGGUAAACCAAAAUCUGGAAGGCCAUGGAAAACAAUAAGAAAUGAACGGUUUUCUGCCAUUCGAACAACUAAAAAGAAGGCACUAAACUGGGACGAGAAGAUGAAGAAGAGAGCAGAGAAAAAAUCAAUUAAAAACUAUGAAAAUGAAUUAAAAGAGAAGCGAGCAAAAGAGUUGGAAAUGAAAAGAAUGAGACAAGAGGAAAACAAAAGAAGACGGUUAGAAAAUGAAAGAAAAUCAGAGGUCGUACAAACGAUUAAAAAUACAGCCAAAAUCAAGAGAAUGAAAAAGAAACAGCUGCGACAGAUUGAAAAGAGAUGAAGAGAUUGAAUAUCAGUGAUCAUAAAAAAAAAAUGUGAUGUAAUUCAGAAACGUGCUGCGGUCCAACAUUUUGCAUUAUUAAUUUUAAAGUCCUGUUGAUGAGGCCCUGGUUGGACAAGACUUUCUGAUGAAAUGCAGUACUUUUUAUGUUCAGCUGAGAUCAUGUCUCACAUGAGCUGUUUUGAUUAAAGUGUGCCUGAUGUCUGUUUUUUAUUUCCAUCUAACAGAUGCAUACCAAGUCACCAAAAUUUUAUUGCUUCAAAGAAGAGUUUCAAUAAGGGAGGCUUAAAUUUGAGCUAGAGUUAUGUAUUCUGUUUUUGAUUUAGAACAAACCUAAUAAAAAUUGCUAAUGUUUGCUAGGUCCCGGGAAUAACUUUUUUAAUUGAGAGGUUAUACCAACAGCUUUGAUAAACACUUAUAUAAUACAUUUAUAUGUUAUUAAGAGAACACUGUUUCAGGUGAGCAUUGGGGUCCGUAGGACUCGUGUAUUGUAUGUGAUAGAUGUCACUGGUUUGUACCUCCUUUUUGUUACAGUAUAAAUAAAUAUUUUAUUUUCAUGGUA
Molecule: messenger RNA, 976 nt
Organism: Saccostrea echinata
Lineage: Eukaryota; Metazoa; Mollusca; Bivalvia; Ostreida; Ostreidae
Product: coiled-coil domain-containing protein 86-like
Exons: 4
Coding region: 31-414 (127 amino acids)
Cellular component (GO): nucleolus
Source: RefSeq, a predicted model, not a curated record